Molecule: messenger RNA, 4091 nt
Organism: Megalopta genalis
Lineage: Eukaryota; Metazoa; Arthropoda; Insecta; Hymenoptera; Halictidae
Source: RefSeq, a predicted model, not a curated record
CCGAAGAUAAUGAUUUAAAGAAACACGAGAGUUUGUUGCGGGAUGGUUAGUCCGGGCAUUGCCGAAAAGAGGAAGUGCUGCGCUCUAGUUUACCGAUUAUGUGUUCUCGAACACGGGCCUCGGAUCGAUGAACGGUACGAGAAAACGGCACGAGAAUAGAAGGGUGGUUGAUCCUCUGGAAGCUACUUGACGGCGACGUAACCGUGCGGGUGGCGUUGACUGUCGCGAGAUUCGCGCAGGGAUCGGGACAACUUGCGCGGCAACUCGGACAGUUCGGAGGGCAGUCAAAGACUGUUCAAGCAGCCGAAACCAGCUCGAGUAAUUUCGCCGGGGAUUUUGACAGCGAUCGACAACAGAUCGAACCUAAUAUUCGAUUUAGCCGAUCGAUACAAGAAGAUUUUACGGCGGCACAGGAUGAGCAACGCCGUGACGAGGAUCAUCCGAGCUGCCGGGAAAGUUUAGAGAAGGGUUGCCGACGUAAAGUCCCGUCAGGAUGCGAACGGGAUUCGUGUUUCGUGGGAUUUCGUUGAUGUCCGUCUGUUGGUUCGGAUACGGGUGCGGACAUGUGCUCGAGGGCGAGAGGUCCGAGGAGAAGGGUAAAGAGGAGUUCUGCCGACCGUUUCGCGGGAUCGUCUUGGAGGAGAAGAAGAUGCAACAGCUCAAGGACGAAACCUUGUUGUACGACCAGUUACGGUUUCCGGUGGGUUCUUAUCGGGUGUUCGAAAACGAAACAAUCGGGUGCGUGUGCAAUUUGACGGCCUGCGUGCAGAAAUGUUGCGGUCACAACAUGAUGCUCGGUGCAGGCGUUCGGCCGGACUGUACUCGGCUACCGGUCAGUUCGGAAUCGUCCGUUUCCGAUCUGGUCCUCCAACGGCAUCACCUUGCUUCGGAGAUCGUUCGGGACAAAGGGAACCGCGACGUAUCCGCCCGGGAGCUGUUCAAAGUCGUCCGGACCAUGGACUGUCCUGAGAACACUUACAGAUACAUGCUCGAGCCCGAAGAAAUCGAGGAAGACGCGUUCGUCCUCGAAAAGAACGGCACGCUGCGAACUAAUUCGAACACUUUUCCGGCCUGGAGCUACUGUCUCGAUUGGAAGGAGUCCUUCCAAAGGAUCGGCGUGCUUGUCUGCAUAUCGAAGGACGCCGCGGUCGUGGUAGACGAAGGAAUCGAACAAGAGCGAUCGUACAGCAUCGCCAUGAUAAUCUCCAUACCGUUCUUCCUCGCGACCUUUCUCGUUUAUGCGAUCAUUCCGGAACUGAGAAGUCUGUACGGCAAAACCCUGAUGUGCUACGUCGCCUGUCUUAUCCUUGCCUACACCUUCCUCGCGCAGCCCAAGGUGUUCGCGAACAUUGCAACCGGCCUCUGCUCCACCAUCGAUAUCGGCAUCCUGGCGCGACGGUUUCUAAGUUGCAGUUUGCAGGGGUGCGAUGCACCCGCGCCCGAGGGCAACCGGACUUGCACCUUGCAUUCAGAAUGUAAUUCUGGCAUAGCGAACUUGAGUGCGUCUUUGCCCAAGUCGGUUCGUGAGUACGUACCUACCAAGAUGUUGACUCGUGUCCAUCUUGGUUCGAAAAUGGUCUCGACGACGCGCUUGGUAUCGUUGAUAUCUGUGAUAUUGAUUCACGCGAUAAGCCUGGAGUGUUCCUCGACGCCCGAGGCCGUGGGAAUCGCGAGGAGGGACCAAGGAUUCGUUAAUCGUACAUCUCGGGUUACGGUCGUCCUCUGUUGCCCGCUCGAGGAGCGAGUGGUGAAAAGACAAUGCGAGCACGUCGGGAUAAACGACACUAUACGUUUUCCACCCCUUUAUCGUGCCGACGGCGAGUUCGAGUUGCUCGAGAAAUCGCCGAAAGUGGAACGGUUUCGCUUCAUCGUUGCCUCCCCUUGCAACAAGGGCCGGUUCAAAUUGAACCCCGACAAGUAUCCCAGCGACGAAUACAAGCUUCUCGAUAACGGCAAGCUCUACAGACCGCCCAACAAGGCGUUCCUGAACGGGGCCGAGUAUUGUCUCGGCCGUGUCGCCUACGACAAGUUGGACGUGUUGAUCUGCUUCCUCGAAGAGGACGAUGCGAUCAACGUCAAUGUCAACAUGGCGUAUCCCAUCGGAAUGAUCUUGUCGACGCCGUUUCUCUUUGUAACCUUCCUCGUUUACACCGUGGUACCGGAGCUGAACAAUAUGCAUGGGCUCACGCUUCGCGGAUACAUCGGCAGCCUGCUGGUCGCCUACAUUCUGCUCGCGAUCUUGCAGACCACGCCGCAAAAAGAUAUUUCGGAUUUCCUCUGCUUUGCUUUCGCUUAUAUUAUCUACUUCUCGUUUCUGGCCAGCUUCUUCUGGUUGAACGUGAUGUGCUUCGAUAUUUGGUGGACGUUCGGAGGGUUCCGAUCGCUUCAAGGGAGCGUCAAACAGAGGGAACGAAAGAAAUUUCUGAUAUACUCGAUCUACGCUUGGGGGUUCGCGACCAUCCUCACCAGCAUUUGCGUGCUCAUGGACAAUCUUCACAGCAUUCCCGACCAUUUCAUUCGUCCUGGAUUCGGAAUACGAAACUGUUGGUUCCUGACGCAUAUGGCAAGAGCGAUAUACUUUUACUGUCCCAUGGGCAUCACGGUGUUAUGUAACAUAUGCCUGUUCAUCUCCACGUCAAUCAAGAUUGUACAACACAGGAGAGACACGGCCAAUCAUUUAAGAGGCGUCGAUAGCAGACGCCACGACGACAAGAAACAAUGGUUCAAUCUGUAUCUGAAACUGUUUAUCGUGAUGGGCAUCAACUGGUCGAUGGAAAUAAUAUCGUGGAUGUGCAACGACAAGCCAAGGUACAUCUGGUACCUGUCCGAUCUGACGAACACCUUGCAAGGUGUAAUAAUCUUCCUGAUCUUCGUUUGGAAAGAGAAAAUCAGGCGGCUGCUCCUGAAGAGACUCCGCUGCCACGACCGUAACAUUCUUUCGAGGAAUUCAACACGCAGUGCGUAUCAUAGUUCGGCAUCUCGAACCUGCACCACCAAUUCAGUGGGUUCGACACAAGUUAUGGCAUCACCCGCUGUUCCGAUCACGCCUACGUCCUCGGCUACACCAACAUCUGCAUCCACGUUGCUUCAAGGGAGAUUAAAUACCGUUAUCUAACAACAUCGACAUUUCUUAACAUAAAAGUGCAGAAACUUUUUAUAUGCACGACACGCGCGCGUUAAGCGACGCAAUUACGAUAAAGAAUCUAUAUAAGUUAUUCGAUGCUUCUUUUCAUCGUCUAUCGCGAAUUGUUGUUCAGUAAAGAUCUUGCUACUUAUACUCGGGGCACUCGUUGUGUAACCGGUAUCUGAAUUUCAAUUUGUAAGAGCUCUAUUAUCUAGGUGUAUCGCGUAGCUUUUUCAUAUUCAAAUGUUUUCCCGAUUCCGACGUGCUGAAUCUUUGAAUCACUUUGCUUGAACUUCGCAAUUCCGUUUGAUCGAACGAUAAGAGAACAGAACGCCAAAAAUAUUCUAUCUAGUCGUUGAGUUGUCAACAUUAUAACUAGACUGUAAAUGCUUGUACUGACUAUACUAUUUUUUUUAAUUAUUUUUACGAUAUACAGGCUGGAGUCAAGUGCAUAAACUAGUUGGCAUAAUAAAAAUGAAAUAAAAGGUUUAUUAGUUUUUGUCGAGAAGCUUUAGUAUCUAUGAAAGCUUCAGUAUCGUUUCCAUACAGCAUAAAUACACGAAAUGUACAGUCUAGUUAUGGCUAUAGCCGCAGCUAUAGCUGUAGCAAUAUAUUAUCAACGUGGCUAUGAUGUUAAUUCAUUUUACUUUGGUUUUAAAAAUGAGUCGUAUUCAAAAAUAAUUCCAUUUACAACCGUAACGUUCAGGUUUCGUAUUGCAUGUACUUUUUGAUCACGAUCUUCAUUUUUUUUUUACGAGUUUAUGCUGCAUGCUAAGGGAAUGACCGGAGCGUAUCGUCCAACGUACAAGUAUAAUUUUAGAGGUAUAAUAAGCCUCAUCUGUACGAGACACAUUGUGCUGUACAAACGAAUUUUCUAAUGUUUCUUUCAUAUAUGUAUCACACAUGUGUAUAAAUUAUGUAUUUUUUAUUCUUAAUCAAUAUUAAAGUAUAGUACAAACAUCAAGUA